AUGUUUCGACUGGUCCUGGCGGCUGUGCUUUGGACUUGUGUUUGCUUGAUCCUGGCAACAAUUUAUUUGUGCUUCUACCUAAGACCCGCGUCAGGCUAUGAGGCAGCCACAGGCACUCCGCUAACCGAAACGAGGCUACCGGUAAUUAGCAUCUCGGUCGAAAAAUUAGUGUGUGAGAUCGAUGAAAGCAGCCAAGAUGGCAUGCAGUUAGCAACGCCGGAGAUUCCGUCAAUCAUCGCUCAAGUCGUGGACAAAAUCACUUUGGUCAUGAUAGCCGUCGUCACCAGCGAUGCCGAGGAGGCGAAGAUUCGCGACUGGUUCUGUGGAAACGCGCACCUUGAUACAUACAUACCAGUACAUAGGUUGGUGUUCUGUGAGUCCGCUACUUCACGGGUUUCGAUCGUCCGUCAACUCAACCCGAACGUGCACCUGGAAUGUGACCAAACUUGCUUGGCACAGAUGUCUAAGAUAGCUAGUAUCAACGCCAUUGCUGUUGCCACAGCACCUGAGGCUUGGGAGCUGGUUAAAGCGUUGGCCACUGAGAACAAAACAUCAGCCGCAUAG
Molecule: messenger RNA, 564 nt
Organism: Gregarina niphandrodes
Lineage: Eukaryota; Apicomplexa; Conoidasida; Eugregarinorida; Gregarinidae
Product: putative transmembrane protein
Exons: 4
Coding region: 1-564 (187 amino acids)
Source: RefSeq, a predicted model, not a curated record